UGACCCGGAAGUUGUUCUUCUGGUGGCUCGCGUAUCCGAGCUUCGGGACCUUCGGUAGCCUCGGCAGCUUCUUGAGCUUCGAAAGUUUGGGGUCAGUGCUGCCAAGAUGACUAAAGUAAAGAGGGAAGUUGAGGAGUCCGAGGCAGCGCCGGAGACUUCCGCGGGACCUGAGCGCACGUACGAGGAGAUGCUGGCGAACCUGAACCCAAUUGCGCAGCCCCUGGCGUCCCGCCGCUUAACGCGGAAGCUGUACAAAUGCAUCAAGAAAGCCGUGAAGCAGAAGCAGAUUCGGCGAGGCGUGAAGGAAGUUCAGAAAUUCCUUAACAAAGGAGAGAAGGGCAUUAUGGUUUUGGCUGGGGACACACUACCCAUUGAGGUAUACUGCCAUCUACCCAUCAUGUGUGAGGAUUUGAGCAUGCCUUAUGCCUAUGUUCCCUCAAAAACGGAUCUGGGAGCAGCUGCUGGCUCUAAGCGCCCAACUUGUGUGAUCAUGAUUAAGCCACAUGAGGACUACCAAGCUACAUAUGAUGAUUGCCUGGAGGAAGUAGAGUCUCUUCCUGUCCCCUUGUAAAGAACAGUAAUGUGAUAUUCAUGAUUAUUUAAAAGAUCCUUUUUUGACUUGGCAAAAUACAUUUAUGCCUUCAAGGGGCAGGUGACCCUCCAGCAUCUCCCCACUAGCAUUUCCCAGACAUUUUUUUUACAUUACCUCAAAUAGCAAUUUCAUGAAACUUUGGACCAGUGGUAUCAUGAUUGUCAAGGCUAUUUGCCACUAAGCAGUUGAAAUAAAGUUUUUAAAAAGUAA
Molecule: messenger RNA, 802 nt
Organism: Gracilinanus agilis (Agile Gracile Mouse Opossum)
Lineage: Eukaryota; Metazoa; Chordata; Mammalia; Didelphimorphia; Didelphidae
Gene: NHP2
Product: NHP2 ribonucleoprotein
Exons: 4
Coding region: 107-571 (154 amino acids)
Biological process (GO): snRNA pseudouridine synthesis; rRNA pseudouridine synthesis
Cellular component (GO): nucleolus; box H/ACA snoRNP complex
Molecular function (GO): box H/ACA snoRNA binding
Source: RefSeq, a predicted model, not a curated record